This is a messenger RNA of Durio zibethinus, 1519 nucleotides long. RefSeq names its product RHOMBOID-like protein 10 (gene RBL10). The record is from RefSeq and is a predicted model, not a curated record. Lineage: Eukaryota; Viridiplantae; Streptophyta; Magnoliopsida; Malvales; Malvaceae. Gene Ontology annotation, cellular component: chloroplast membrane. Gene Ontology annotation, molecular function: serine-type endopeptidase activity.
UACGGUUAUAUUAUUAAAAAAAAAAUCAAUGAAAACUGAAAAACAAAAAGAUAAGAGAAAACGUUUCAUUAGACAGCGCCACGUCAGUUGCAGAAGUACAGGAUUUUGUACCUCCAAAAUUACAAAUGACAGGAGGCCAGGGCUUUUAGAUUUCAGAACAGCAGUUCAGUUUCGGUAAGACACUGGUCUGGUCUGGUCUGGUCUGGUCUGGUCUUGGUCUGGGCGAGGAAUUGGAUUGAUGGGAUCAGCUGUGCCUCAGCCAUUCCACUUCCAGUGGGAUUUAUGGGACCCAUUACCAUCAUCAUCAUUCAGAGUUGGACCCACACCUAUCCACGUCCUCGCCACAGCAACUUCUCUCCGCCUCGGCCACCUUCUCCGCCACCAGCUCCGCCUAGGGUUCCUCCUCCGCUCCUCCUUCAAGAAACUCUCUCAUCUAUGUAAUGUGCCUAGAUUGAAAGACGUUUGGUCUGAAACAACUUCCAACUUCACGGAAAUUGACAUUUUUCAGUUUUCAAAUGAUGCUUUCACGUCUUCAUGUUCAUCUUACUUAUGUUUCUUCAAUGGGGAAGAGAAAAGAAAGGAGCUUGGAAAUGAGGGUAGUGAUAAUAGAUCAUCAAAAAUGGAAACUUCCUGGAGAAAUUCAUUUAACAGAAGGAAAUGGACUAACAUCCUUAUAGCAAUUAAUGUCUUAAUUUAUCUUGCACAACUGGCAACACAAGGGAAGCUGUUGCUUUGGGGAGCUAAGAUCAAUAGUCUUAUUGACAAAGGACAGAUUUGGAGGCUUGCCACAUCUUCUCUUUUGCAUGCAAAUAUAGGGCACCUUAUGGUCAAUUGUUAUUCUUUGAAUUCUAUUGGCCCUACUGUGGAGCAUAUAAGUGGACCAAGGAGAUUUCUUGCAGUUUACACUGCAUCAGCUAUUUCAAGUGCAGCUACGAGUUACUGGUUUUGCAAAGCACCUGCAGUUGGUGCAUCAGGAGCAAUCUUUGGAUUAGUUGGUUCUGUUGCUGUGUUCGUCAUGAGGCAUAGAGGCAUGAUCAGAGAUGCCAAAGAUGAUCUACAACACAUAGCACAAGUUAUUUUCAUAAACAUGGUUAUUGGGCUAAUCUCCAAAGGCAUCGAUAAUUGGGGACAUCUGGGAGGCUUUCUUGGUGGAGCAGCAAUGUCCUGGCUUCUUGGACCUGCCUGGAAGUAUGAAUCUAUGGCCAGUGAUGGAAGAAGAAUAUUCUCAGACCGAGCACCUAUUUUUUACCUUAUUGACAGAAAACGAAAACCUCGAUAGACCAGUUGAAGUAUUGAAAAUCGUCAAUGUAUUCUCAUAAAUUUUGCCGCUUAAUUGCGAGGGCUCCGGUUUAAGUUAAUUGUAGACGUACAGAUGUUUGCAUAGUUCUUUCCGUAAAUUUGUAUUCCCCACACCAACAACCCUUUUGUCUUCCGAUUCAAUAUCAUUUCUUUCUACCAGUUCCCUGAAAAUGUUUCUUUUUGAGGUUUUCCAUUUCUUGGCGGAAGGACUGUUAAUAGA